AUGAUUGUAGCCAGUUUCAAAUUGCUUUGUGAAGGACAGGGGAGUGAAAAUGAAGGUUUUGUAAACAAACGAAACGAACUGUUUACGCAAGGUGGUUGUUUGUUGUGGGGUGAUCGGGUGGUAGUGCCAACAAAACUACGAACGAGGGUCUUAGAAUUGUUGCACGAAGGGCAUCCGGGCAUUGUCAGAAUGAAAAGUUUAGCCCGCAGUUACGUAUGGUGGCCCAACAUGGACCAAGUUAUCUCUGAGUGGGUGGGGAAGUGCAGACCCUGCCAGGAGUCUCGCCCCGAUCCCCCGGUAGCGCCCAUCCGAGAGUGGGAGAAACCAAAAGGGCCAUGGGGGAGGAUCCAUAUUGAUUUUUCUGGCCCCUUCCAUGGGCAAACCUUUUUAAUUGUAGUAGAUGCCUUUUCAAAAUGGCUCGAAAUCAUUCUAAUGCCCUCUACCACAGCCGAGGCUGUUAUUAAAGCCCUUCGCAAGCUGUUCGCCACACAUGGCCUACCGGACACCCUAGUAUCUGACAACGGCCCUCAGUUCACAGCAACCCUGUUCGAGGGAUACUUGGCCGGACUGGGCAUCCGCCAUGCCCUAUCGGCCCCGUUCCACCCGGCUUCUAACGGAUUGGCCGAACGUUUUGUAAGAACGGGCAAAGAGGCCCUAUCCAGACUAGAUAACGGGGACUGGCAGGCCAGGAUAGAUCAAUUCUUAGCUGUCCAGCAUGCCACACCAUGCACAGCCACAGGGAGAAGCCCAGCAGAGCAUCUGAGAGAGUACUUCAACACAGUCAUGGCAAAGAACCUAGGAUAA
This is a messenger RNA of Pantherophis guttatus, 804 nucleotides long. NCBI's taxonomy places the organism in Eukaryota, Metazoa, Chordata, Lepidosauria, Squamata, Colubridae. The record is from RefSeq and is a predicted model, not a curated record.